AUGCCCACCAAAACUCCCACCCCAAGCGACUUCCCGUCCCAACUUACCGUGACCGUCUCGCCCGCAGCCUCAGCCUCGCCAGCCCCAAAUAUUCUUCUCCUCCUACAUGGACUCGGUGAUUCAGCUGCGGCCUUCACAAAGUUUGGCCAAGCCAUCAAUCUACCAGAGACGACGGUGGUCACAGUACAAGGCACAGCCCCGCUCCCCUUUGACCUGGGCGGCUUCCACUGGGGCGACGAUAUCUCUUUUGAUUCCGCGACCGGCGCAAUAGACAUGGACGCCGGUCUCACUCGCGCCACCAAGACAUUGGUAACAGAUGUCGUACGGGAUACCCUGGUCCGCAAGUGCGGCUACGCGCUACGCGAGAUCAUGAUCCUAGGCUUCGGACAAGGAGGUAUGGCCGGGCUAGCGGUGGCACGAGAGCUGGCGCAGAAAUCCAAGGAAGGUCGUGAGACCGGUCCUCUCUCCGGGGUUAUCUCGAUCGGGGCACCAUAUUCCCUGUCAGGGUCACGGGUUGGGGACAAGAACCGAUCGCCUGUGCUGCUGGUUGCCGGGCGAGACUCAGUGGCAGUCUCUGACGAGGCCGUCCGGCGGACAAAACAGGUCUUUGAAUUUGUGGAGGUCAGCCGGUAUGCGAGGAAAGGCGACGGGAUGCCCUCGAGCCGGGAGGAGAUGCUGCCUGUCAUGCAGUUCUUCGCACGUAGAUUGCGGAGUAGACAGGGUGUUCCUGAGGGGAGUGUUGAGAUCGGCUGA
Messenger RNA from Penicillium salamii, 753 nucleotides. Lineage: Eukaryota; Fungi; Ascomycota; Eurotiomycetes; Eurotiales; Aspergillaceae. The record is from the annotation of a GenBank genome assembly.